AUGUCUCUUACAAAUUGGAGACAGUUCCCGUUCUUCGAGAGCGUGCCGAUCCAGGACCCGAACUACGGCACGCCCAAUGCGCUGUACUCGGACUUAGGCGUGAGUGCGAUUUCCGCCACGCCGGACCUGCUUGUGCUCGCCACGGCUCAAGGCUCGGUCAGGCUCGUGAACAAGCUGUUUGAACCCGUGUUCGAGUUCCAGGCAUACGAGCUCGGCUGGGACAUCACCCGGGUCCUGUUUGUGCCGUUCCAGGGUAUCGACGGCCACAAUGGGUUUCUGUGCACAAUCGCCGAGAAACAGGGCCAGCCCGUCACUUUGAAGCUGUGGGACCUGGCCAAGAUCCAGACCUUGCGCAAACUCGACUACAACACCGAUUACCACUCCCUGUGCCAGGUAACUAACGGAACAAACGAUUUCCCACUCACGUGUUUCGACUCCACCCCAGCCUUCUCCGUGCUAGUGUUUGGGUUUGCCAACGGAACAGUCAUUGUGGUGCGGGGCGAUCUGCUCCACGACCGCGGAUCGCGGCAGCGCGUGGUGUACGAGUCCAAAGACCCGAUCACAGGAGUCCAUUUCCGCGACGACUCGAUGCUGUACGUGUCGAACGUUUCCACGAUAUUCACCAUCCCAACCACCGGCCGCAACCAGGGUCGUCCCGACCGCGUGCUGGACGACUCAAUGGGCGUCGAUAUCAACUGCAGUGCCGUGGUGCAUGACCAGAAACGCAACUUGGUGGUCGCCAGAGACCAGAGUCUCCAGUUCUACAACUUACGGGGCAAAACUCACAACUUGUUGCUGGACAUUCCUAAACGUCGCAUCUUCACCUACAAGGACCGGUACGUUGUCAUUGUGAGCAGUGUGAGCUCGAGCUUGACGGCUGCGUCGUCAAUUGUCACCAAUAAGCUGAUUGUCGUCGACGUGGUGAACAAGUUCAUCGCCUUGAACCAGACAAUCACAAACACAGUGGUGGAGAUCUUCGUUCUCUGGGACAGUCUCUACGUAUUCAACUCGGACGGAUUGCUUUUCCAGCUCAAAGAGAAAGAUCUGGCCGAAAAACUGGACUUGCUCGUGCAACGCGAACUGUUCAACAUUGCCAUUAAACUCGCCGAGGACGAAAACUACAGCGCCGAGCAACUUCUUAAGAUCCGCAAACAGUACGGAGACUACUUAUACGACAAGGGAGAGCUUGAAGAGGCAACUAAACAGUACAUGGACAGCAUAGAUCUCGGGAAAACAAGCGAGAUCAUCCAAAAAUACAAAGAGAGUUUCAAAAUACCGUUUCUGGCUGAGUACCUCGAGAAACUCGUCAGCACUGGGAAGUCGUCGAUCGACCACACCACUCUGCUUCUCUGCUGCUACUGCAAGCUGAAGAAACCAGAAAAAAUCCAGGAGUACUACGAGUCAGUCCCAAUAGACGAGGACUACCAGGUCAUUGAGAAACACAGAGAGUUCGACAUGCAAACUAUCAUCAGUGUUUGUCGCGAGAGCGGGUACUCUGUUCUUGCGGCCAACAUUGCAAAAAAGUUCAAUGUUCCGUCGAUCGUGGUGGAUAUCCAGCUGCAUGACAUGAAGAACUCAGAGCUCACCAUGAAGUACAUUCGCACACUACCAAUAGACGAUCUGUUACGCGUUCUGAUCGACAAUGUGAAAUGGUUUUUGGACUCGGUGCCCAACGAGUGCACCUUGCUUUUGAUCGAUGUCUUCACGGGAAGAUAUAGUCCAGAGCCUGCAUUUGACCUGGAGGAGCUCUCUGCUGCUCCCAAAUCCAACGUCAGUCACCCAAUUCUAACUUCGUACAGACAGUUUGUCUCGUUCAUGAACCUCGCGGACACAGAGGAGCUUCCAGACACACAGCCAACGUACCUGCCACCGCGUCCGCGGAUCAUCUUCCAGUCGUUUGUCAACCAUCCGAACGAGUUUGUCAUUUUCCUAGAAGCGUGCAUCGAGAGCUACGACAAGUUUGGCGGCAACGAAAAGGACAAAAAGGACAUCAUGAUUACGCUGUACGAGAUGUAUCUGACAAUGUCCACCACUAAGGACAAAGCAGAGACCGCAUUAUGGCAGGGAAAGGCCAAAGCUUUACUUGAAACAAUCCAAAAGAGCCAGUGGGAUUUACAAGACCAGACAGACCUGCUUCUGCUGUCGAAUCUCGGCGAGUUCAACGAAGCAGAAAUUAUCAUCAGAGAAACAGCAGACGACUCUGCUCAAGGUUUCGAACUGGACAUGUUCAGGUCUUCAAUACUGGCGCAAAAUUAUGAUAAAUCAUUAGAAAUCAUUGAGAAAUACGGUAGCAAGGAGCCAGACUUAUAUAAAUUGGCGCUUUCCGUUUACACGUCGUCAGAAAAAGUGUUCAACCAGAUCGGGGAAGAGAAAGUGGCCAGUUUGAUAAUGAAGAUUGACUCGCUUAAACUUAUGACCCCGUUGGAGCUGGUGAAACUUCUCAGCAAGACUUCCUUUGUCAAGCUCGGCUUGAUCAAAGGAUAUUUAGUUGAGCACAUUGGUCGCCAGAAACAGGAGAUUGCCAAGAACGAGAAGUUGAUCCAGUCGUAUCAGCAGGAGGCCGCGACAAUUUCCGACGAGCUGGCGAAACAGAACUCAGAGCCGCAGGUCAUCAACCGGUCGAAAUGCUCAUCGUGUGGACGCUCUCUUUCGUUCCCGAUUGUUCACUUCAGAUGCUCCCACUCGUACCACGAAAGCUGUUUGGCAAACGAAUUCACGCAGUCCUCUUCGGCCGAACAGUCGUGCCCCAAGUGUGCCGGUGAGCUCGACACCCUGGCCAUCCUGACUAAGCAACACGAAGAGGCCGGAAAGCGCAACGACUUGUUCAAGGCCAGUCUGGUGGACAGCAGCGAUAGAUUCAAAGUCAUGAUGAGCUUCUUUGGUCGCGGUGCUAUGCAGCAGACCAAAACCAUUUGGCAGGAUAAAUAA
Molecule: messenger RNA, 2928 nt
Organism: Ogataea philodendri
Lineage: Eukaryota; Fungi; Ascomycota; Pichiomycetes; Pichiales; Pichiaceae
Exons: 1
Coding region: 1-2928 (975 amino acids)
Biological process (GO): endosome organization; intracellular protein transport; vacuole organization
Cellular component (GO): HOPS complex; endosome
Molecular function (GO): protein binding; protein-macromolecule adaptor activity
Source: RefSeq, a predicted model, not a curated record